ACCCUUGUUGCAAGCCUGCAUGAAAAACGUCACCUUAGAAAUGGGUAAAAAGUUAUCGGGUACCCGACCCAUAAAAGCUAAAACACGCACCCAAAGGAAUCGAUAGCGGUGUCUUGUUCGCAAAGCUCUAAAACCCUAAAACCACUGAAAAGUGAAAACCCUCUUUUCAUAAACAAAACUUCUUUCUACAACCCUCUCACCACCGCAAAGAUGAAUUUCAACAACAUGAAAGUUCCAAAGGUUCCUGGUGGUGGUGGAAUCUCUGCUUUGCUUAAAGUUAGUAUUAUUGGUGGUCUUGCUGUAUAUGGAGCUACAAACACUUUGUACAAUGUUGACGGUGGUCACCGUGCUAUUGUCUUUAACCGUCUUGUUGGUGUCAAAGAUAAGGUCUAUCCUGAAGGAACACAUAUUAUGAUCCCGUGGUUUGAGAGGCCUGUGAUCUAUGAUGUUCGUGCACGACCUCAUUUAGUGGAGAGCACUUCAGGAAGCCGUGAUCUCCAAAUGGUGAAAAUUGGACUUAGAGUUCUUACUCGUCCUGUGCCAGACCAAUUACCAACAGUUUAUCGUACUCUGGGUGAGAAUUAUAAUGAAAGGGUCCUGCCUUCUAUCAUACACGAAACUCUCAAAGCUGUGGUUGCACAGUACAACGCCAGUCAGCUCAUUACUCAGAGAGAGGCUGUUAGUCGAGAGAUAAGGAAGAUAUUGACUGAAAGGGCUUCCCAAUUCAACAUUGCAUUGGAUGAUGUGUCAAUCACAAGUUUGACGUUUGGGAGGGAAUUCACAGCUGCAAUUGAAGCCAAGCAGGUUGCUGCUCAAGAAGCAGAGAGAGCGAAAUUUGUUGUAGAAAAAGCUGAACAGGACAAAAGAAGUGCUGUUAUUAGAGCAGUGGGAGAAGCCAAGAGUGCUCAAUUGAUUGGUCAAGCUAUUGCCAACAACCCUGCUUUUAUAACCUUGAGGAAAAUUGAAGCUGCUAGGGAAAUCGCUCAAACAAUUUCAAUUUCUGCCAACAAGGUUUACUUGAAUUCAAAUGAUCUCCUGUUGAAUCUUCAGGAUUUAAAUUUGGAGCCCAGUGGGAAGAAUUAGUUAUGUUGCUGAAUUCACUUAUUUAUUUCAGCCUAUCUAUUUUCUUGUAUUAUGAUUCAUUUUGAAUUGUAUUCUAUCAACUGUUCACAUGAGAUCCAGCUUUGCGAACUGGAAUUUUGGCAAACUGUUUGUCAUUAUCUUUUCAAUGGAACAUAUGAAAGAUAAGGGAGGUUGAAUAACAACUUAAUCCUUUAUCGAUUCAGUAUUUGUGUUCUUGAAUAGUUUCCAAUCUCUAUCUUUGUCUGUAUGACUGACAUCAA
Messenger RNA from Trifolium pratense (red clover), 1343 nucleotides. RefSeq names its product prohibitin-1, mitochondrial. Gene Ontology annotation, cellular component: membrane; mitochondrion. Bases 211 to 1083 code for a protein of 290 amino acids. NCBI's taxonomy places the organism in Eukaryota, Viridiplantae, Streptophyta, Magnoliopsida, Fabales, Fabaceae. The record is from RefSeq and is a predicted model, not a curated record. Gene Ontology annotation, biological process: mitochondrion organization. The transcript is spliced from 6 exons.